UUACAGUACAAAAAGAAAGUGGUGCAAUCGGUUAUUCGCCGGCCGAAAGAUCUUUUACAUAGGGCGGCCAAAUACAGUCAGCAAUAGCAACUUUCAUAGAACCACUUCGAAAAGAUGUCCCCUACUGCAGUAGAAAUUACGCCCGCUGUCAUUCCCGCUGCAGUUCCCUUCAAGGGUGCAGCUCUUGCCAUCGGUUCCCUGUCUACAGCACAAGAUGGGAAGUAUCAAGCACUCAUAUCCGAUCUCGAAAGCUCUAGACCUGUAGAGAGGCAGAUGCUCGACAGAUUGGUCGAUGGAGCAACAUCACUAAAAGCCUCGACAUAUGCCUCAGCACAUGUCAUUCUUACUCAAUCCGAGUACAUUUCCCUCCUUCCGAACAUUUCUUUCCUUCUUUCACAGCUCCUUGCUGGACUUGCACCCCUAGGAACCCUCAAUCUUCACAAUCUAUCUGCCCUCGACGACCUCUCGCCCCUCACUUCGGCGCUGACUUUAUCCGGAUUCACACUCUUGAAUACUGCUUCUUCUACAAUAAUUGCCCAAAAGCCUGCGCAUUCCGCUGCAGGUCCGCUCCGAUUGCUUAACCGUAAGAAAACCGAUCCGGCCAAGAAGAAAGCCCUUUGGGCACUCUCAUCCUACGCACCUUCGACUCCUUCCAUUGAUCCUGACGCCCUUCUUACCGAUGCGGACAAGGCACGGCCUGUUCCCACAUGUGAGCCUGUGAAUCCUUCAACUCCCAGGCGCAAACGGGCGUGCAAGAACUGCACUUGUGGGUUGGCCGAGUUAGAGGCGGAAGAGCUGCGGCAUAGCAAAGUCGUUUUGUUAGACGGCAAAGUCGACGGAAGUGCAGUCGAAGUAAAUCAGGGCAAAGAACAAGAGCGAUUGAUACAGGCAGCUAAGGCAGCACCUAAAGCAACCAGCAGCUGUGGUAACUGCUUUUUGGGUGAUGCAUUUAGAUGUGCCAGUUGCCCAUAUUUAGGUUUACCGGCCUUCAAGCCCGGAGAAAAAGUUGAGAUUGAUUUCGGAAUGGAUGAUAUCUAACUCUAUGUUACAUCUCAAUCUACCUCCAUUGCCUAGUGUGCACAUGUUGUCGCUCUCAUCGUUGUAUCUACUUCCAACGUCCAUUAUUGGACGCCAAUUAUCUAGAAACUCUAAUUGGUCGAUAUUUCGCAUUCAGACCGCCUUCGCACAAUAUCUACAAUUCCCGUUGCGCCCCAAGCUUUCUACGCCGGGCGGAACAUAUAGCGCUGCAAGAGACAUCUACUUCCUAGCCUUGGUAGUUCCUCGUUGAACCUUUACAGCGUGUAACCUUCUUUCCUGCAACAAAUCAAGUUUUGAGCUUAUACUCGGGGGUACUUGGACUGAUCUAAAAUAUUUAAGCAAAAUCAAUACAACACCAGCGAUAUUCAGUAACACCUAUCAGAACUACACUUACCGGCCAGAGUGUACAAGUUUGUCCAAGUAGGUUCCAAUCGUAGAUGAGUACUUACCUUAC
This is a messenger RNA of Lentinula edodes (shiitake mushroom), 1492 nucleotides long. RefSeq names its product cytokine-induced anti-apoptosis inhibitor 1, Fe-S biogenesis-domain-containing protein. The transcript has 2 exons. Gene Ontology annotation, cellular component: cytoplasm. The record is from RefSeq and is a predicted model, not a curated record. Gene Ontology annotation, molecular function: iron-sulfur cluster binding. Gene Ontology annotation, biological process: iron-sulfur cluster assembly. The coding region runs from base 115 to 1038 and encodes 307 amino acids. Lineage: Eukaryota; Fungi; Basidiomycota; Agaricomycetes; Agaricales; Omphalotaceae.